Messenger RNA from Naegleria fowleri, 2991 nucleotides. RefSeq lists its product as uncharacterized. The coding region runs from base 1 to 2991 and encodes 996 amino acids. Gene Ontology annotation, cellular component: nucleolus. Lineage: Eukaryota; Heterolobosea; Eutetramitea; Acrasida; Naegleriidae. Gene Ontology annotation, biological process: positive regulation of rRNA processing; positive regulation of transcription by RNA polymerase I. The transcript is spliced from 2 exons. Gene Ontology annotation, molecular function: protein binding; RNA binding. The record is from RefSeq and is a predicted model, not a curated record.
AUGACCAUUCUCUCCUCCAACCACACACCACACACUCCCUCCAGCAAAAAGAAAACUUCUCUUCAACAACCAGGGAUGUUAUUGAAGGAAAAGUCAAACAAUACCAAUAGUAGUAGUAGUACUCCCAUCAACACAGCUACCACCACAACAAUAACAAAUAACUCUCCCAAUCAUCCCAGAAACAAGACCACCACAAUGACCACUCCGAGCCAUCAUUCCAUUCAAUAUCAAAUUGGAGGAUCUUUCAAUUCACGUCCUCUUCUGUUGGAUGAUGAAAACAUCUUUUGUGUUCCACUCUCACAGAAUAUUGCUGUCUAUUCAAAUAGCACUGGUAAACACAUUCAUACCAUUACAUUCCAUAAAAAGAAAGUAACACAAAUUAUUAGAGAUCAUUCUGACAGCAAUGAUUGUUCAUUAUUCAGUGUCUCUGAAGAUGGAUAUUUGUGUCAUUGGAAUAUCAUGGUUGAAAAAAAUCAAUCUCAAUUACUAAAACAAGUGAAUAUUGGAAAACCAAUUUAUGGAAUUCAACAAGACAAGUCAAAUGCUCAAAUUUUAUAUUUGUGUGUGUUGGACCAUUUUUAUAGUUUUAUCAAAUUGAAUAUUCAUCAAGGGGUUCUUACACAAGAAAAACCAUCAUUACACCUCGAGGGUCAUACUUUUAUGACAUCUACAACUAGUUCUGUGACUCCUUCUUCCAUGACAUCUUCCUAUCUCUUACAAAUGUAUCAAUUCACACAAAUGAACAUUUCAAAGACUCAUUUGUUUGCUAUUGGUGGUGUUGAUCUCUAUAUUUACAAUUUAAAGAAACAAGAAUUAGAAACAACACAAACCAAUGAAGGAAUUCCUUUAACAGCAAUGGCAUUUUGUGAAGAAAAUGAAAUUCUUGCAACAGCAGAUGCACGUGGUGUCAUUUCAUUGUGGUUUUCAGAUGGAACAAGAUCUUCUCAUCACUGGCAUCCAUCUAUUGUUACAUGUUUACAAUUUAGUGAAGAAGGUGAUUAUUUAUAUUCGAGUGGUGUGGAAGGAGUGGUGGUGUGUUGGAGAUUACCAUCACAAAAGAAGGAUAAAUUUCUAGUGACUGAUACAGCCAUUCAACAAUUUACAUUGAGUUCCUCACAAGAUGUCAUUCUCGUAUUAGGAAAAGAUAACAUUAUUCGAAAAUAUGAAUUUGCUAGAUUCUCUCUUCUCUAUAGAAUAUUUGGUAUGAAUACAAAUUUAGAUCAAAAACAAGUCGAUCAAAUUCAAGUCACUUUAGAACCUCAUUCUUCAAACAUACUUGUGAGUGGUACUGACUCUCUUCAAUGGUAUAAUAUUAAUGAUGGAAGUGUGAAACAUUAUGAAUGUGUUCAAUUUAGAGAUGUGAAAUAUGAUCCAUCUCGUUUUCAAGAGACUCUUCCUGUAAGAACCAUCAUUGAACACAUUGCCUACAGUUCUGAUGGUCAAUUUAUGGCACAUGUGGAGAGUUUUGGAUCUUACAAACAAAAUUUAAAAUUCUGGCAAUGUUCAGGAAUCAAGUCAUCCAAUAAUAUUCAUUUAAAGCCUCAAUUAGUGACUGUGAUUGACUCCCCUCACCAACAACGGAUGACGCGUUUACUAUUUGUUCCAUCCAAGAAGAAUUCCUUCGUGAACCGCCAAAACCAACCGUAUCAUAACCGCCAAAACCACCACUACAAUAGUAGCUGCUGUUGUUUGACCUCUUCACUGGAUGGUAAAAUUAGAAUUUGGAAAUUAUCCGCCAACACUCAAUUAUUCUCUUGCAGUGCCAUUAUUGAAUACAAGAACUUGAGUGCAACAUCCUUUGAUGUGUCGAGCGAUGGUACCUUAUUAGCAGCAUGUUUUGGGUGUGAAAUUACACUUUGGGAUUUACAAUCAUUGGAAUUAAUUGAAUCAUUUUCAUAUCCCUAUUCAUUAAGUGAUUGUAAAUUUGUCAAUGAUGAUUCCAUUGCUGUGAUCUCUGAUCGAUACAUUUCACUCUUCUCAAUUGCAUUUGAAUCAAAGAAUGUAUGGAGUAUUGAUGCUGGACAUGUAGAAGGAUUAGUUUCAAAUGGUGGUUGUGGUAAAUUUGCCGUCAUUAUGAAUGGAAGUGAUAUUUGUCAAUUUGAUUUGAAGAGUACAAAAGAUGCAACAACUCUUCCUCCCUUGAGGAUGCAUCUCGAGACAGAUCACUUUGUGAAUGCCUUAUUCUACUACAAGAAGAAGAGUGAUUCAAUCAACCAACAAGAUCAUGACAACCAUGAGGAGGAGGAGGAUGAAUUGUAUUUUUUGAAUAAGCAAUUCGAAGUGUAUCGAGUGGUCAAAGUAGAAGAAGCAGCAGAGGAGUCAUCUGAUGGAGUUAGGAAAGGAGCAUCAUCAUUCUCUUCGACUGCAACCCAUGAUGUCAUGGAUCAAGACACGUCCAUGAGUCGUUGUGAGGAGGAUGAGAAAGAUACUGCUGAUAGUGCAAGUACUACUACUACUUCGAAUUCCUCUUCCAUCUAUGAAAAGAAAUGGCCAUCCAAAGAGAGUUUCAACAAGAUAUCACUCAUGGACAUUCAAAAAGUCAUUACUACUCCAUUCUCUACUGAAAAAGGUAAUAAGACAUGGAAAGAAAUUUUCAGUGCACCUUCGCAUUCACUCAUUUCUAUGAGCAGUUGCUACACCACUUUUAUGAAUAGUUUUGUGUUGAGAGGCUCACAACAACAUUCUGUUGAGCAUAAGAAGAAGAAGAACAACAACAACAACACUGAGAUGACAGAUUCGUCCACGAACUCUAGUUUGGCUCACUAUGCCACAAGUGUUACCACCACUACUACAUCACAGAUACCAUCACUUGCACAACCAUCCUCAACAUCCUCAACAACGAAUGAGAAACAUCAUCAAUUACACCAACACACCACUACUAGUAGUAGUAGCAAUUCCAUGUCCUUACCACAUGAUGAUCAUGUUGAACUUCCUAGUGCUGAUUUAAUUCGUUUCCUCAAAUCCUACGCUGCUACACACAACAAGCAAUAA